UCUUCUAAGAAGAAUGUUUGUAGCUGACAGAGCCUCAAUAAAGUGUUUGUGCCAUAACGUCCUUGAUUUGUGUCAAGCUGAGUAAAUUUCUCCUUACGCUUAAGGGCGUGCGGUUGAAGUUUUUUUAUUUUAGAACCGGUGAUAUUUUUUGUCCCUUUAAUUAUGCUGCUUGAACUGUUAGGUUAAUUUUAUCGCUAAAAAGUAUAAGGAUAACGUAAUAAAGUUUAAAAUCUGUUAAAUGGUUUAUAGUUGUUUAGAACUGAAUAUGAACCGAAAUUUUCUCGAAGGGCAUAAUACGAAUUGUAUUUCGCCUUUAAAAAUUUCAAGAACUACAUGCAAAAUGUUACAUUUAUGUUAUAUUUCUCUAGAAUUCAAUGCAUCAUCUAGCUUUAAGAAAUUAUAAACUGUAAAUAUAUAAAGUAUCGUCUGCUAUAGGAAAUAUUUUUGAAGAUGGCUGCUAAACAUCCCGAACUGAUAUAUUGUUGUGACUUGUGUGGUGAAGAAGUGCAUUCUGAGCAAGAAAUGCGAUCUCACACAUUAGUCGCUCACAUCGAUGGCGCUUUAUCAUGCCCAUUUUGUGACUUGGGUGAUAUAACUGCCGAUGAAAUGGUGUAUCAUGUUAAUUCUACUCAUUUAACUUUUCUGAGUCCCACUGAAGAUAAUAUUCCGUUCACUGUUUCUUCCAGCGACUCUAUGGACGAUGUUUCUUUAUGCAGCAAUGGCUUACCUGACAAUUAUGCAUCAGCUUCUGAAAGUUCGCCUCAACGAGCUAAUUUAUCUCUUAAUUUAAAUCCUGGUAGACUUAAAAAGGAAUUAAUAAGCCCAAGAGGAAAUGAUCAUUCUGUUUGCCCUUUAUGUGAUUAUUCUAAUAAAUCUCCAACCAAACUCCAAGAACAUGUCAACAGGCAACAUUUUGAUCUCACAAGCCCAUCUUUUCCAGAAUUUUUGAGUAAUAAUGGUAGUAGUCCUUUCCUUUGCCCACUGUGUGACAGAAAUUUUGAUUCCAGUCGUGAUGUUGAGUUGCAUGUAAAUGUUGAUCACAAUGAUGUUCUUAGCCCAGCAAAAUCAACUCAAGCCACACCAGGUGACGAAAAUUCCAACGAUUGUUGUCCUGUAUGCGGUUGUUCUAAUUUUGAAUAUAGUUUGGAAUUAGCAUCGCAUAUUGAGGAGCACUUCAACCCUAAGUCUCCAAAUGGGUUGCUAUGUUCACCAAGAACUCCAUACGGAUUAACUCCUCUUGUUAAUGAUGCUACAUUUCUUCAGACUGAUCAAAUUAAUCCAGUGUUAGAGAAGUUCUGGUUAAAUUCUGGAAAGAAAGUUUCAGAAGAUGGAAAUGCGGAUCACUUACUGGCAUUGGAGAUGGAACGCCGGGAGCGAGAAGAGCAGAGAUUGCGUGAACAGAGGGAAUUUCGUCUCCUACAAGCUCAAUAUGGCAUGGACAAUCAGGGAAAUUUUAAGGAACAGUCAAUUACCAAUAUGCAACGUGCUGUUUAUGCUGGUGAAAUGAGUGUGGCAGAUUACUACAAUAGACAAAUGGAGCUUUGCAUUGCAGAGCGUGAAGGCGUGGAUGAUGGCCAUUCAUGUACAAAAGGUCUGAUUCCUAAAAUUCGAGCUUUCAGCAUGGCUUCAGCAAAUGUUGAACAUACUUGGCUAUGCACAGCUGUUGAUCAUUAUGGAUCAACAUAUGGUGAUAAAGGAUGGGGCUGUGGAUACAGAAAUAUUCAAAUGUUACUUUCUGCAUUAGUUCAUAAUACAAAAUACAGCAAUAGACUCUUUAAUGGUAGGUUUGCCAUACCUUCUGUAUCCAAGCUUCAAGAGCUUAUUGAAACUGCAUGGAGACAAGGAUUUGAUCCUGCUGGUUGUGAACAGUUAGGUGGUAGACUAAUCAAUACCAGGAAAUGGAUUGGAGCAACUGAGGUUGUGACGUUCCUUUCAUCAUUUCGUAUCAGGGGUCGCCUUAUUGAUUGUCAUCAACCUACUGGACCAAAUGGCACUCACCCAGAAAUGUUUGCAUGGGUAAAAGAAUAUUUUACUAGUGAAGAUGAAUUUAAACCUCCAGUAUAUUUGCAGCAUCAUGGCCACAGUAGAACAAUAAUUGGCUUAGAAGAAUUACGAGAUGGAAAUUUACAGCUUUUAGUUUUUGAUCCUAGUCAUAGUAAAUCUCAAAUGGAGCAGUUCAACAGUACUGCAUUAAAUUCAAAUGCAAUGAGGCUUAUACGUCGCCCCCUAUCAGCAUUAAAAGCUCGUCAGUAUCAGUUAGUUUAUGUCGAUGGAAUCUUGGAUACUGAAGAAGAAUAUCAGAAUACCAAGAUUAUGCACUCUCAGAGAAUACCUCCAUCCAAUUAAAUUUGUUCCUGAAAUAAAGUGGUUUUGUUACAAAGCAUUUUUUUUUGGGGGGGGGCAAGUUUAAGUGACAAAUAAAUGCAUUUCAAAGGAAAAGGGCUGGUAGGAGACACUUUGUGGGGAUGAUGUCAUUCUACAUAGCAAGAUGUAAAUAAAUUGAAAACUUGUCUGCUGCGGUUUUAUUCUAAUAUAUUUUUAGUGAAAUUGCAUGAACCUAAGUGCUUCAUACAUAAUAACUGCACAGAGGUAACUAUUUUGAAUGCUAAAAGUUGUUAAAAACUGUGUUAAUAUUGUUCAUAUAAAUAAAAAAAAGGAAAAUGUAUAUAAAUAGAAAGAUUAGUAAUAGAGAGUAUAUCCUCAUGUAUGAAAAUUAUUUGUUCAUUUGUUUAAAUACUUCUAAGGUAUAGAUUUACUUGUAUGUUGGUUAUGUAGACCAUUGUAGGAAAAUAUUUUCUCCCAUACUUAAUGUGUAAGACCAUAUGUAUCCUCGUUAAGAAAUAUUCAUCUCUCUUAAGCUAAUUACCUGCUGUAGUGUAUCAGAGUUUCAGACAAAAAUUUACCAUUAGUGCCUGCUCAUAACUGGAGUAUGUAAAUACUUCUGGGUGUUAUUUGCUCUUUUUGCAAACCAUUUUUGCCUGCAUGAAUGUAUAAAAUACAAAAUAUUUCAAAUAUCCUCAGUAUCUUUAUUAAGGUAUUUAUCUCCAUAUUUGUAAACAUAUUUUUUAAUAAAUCAAUAUACAGUAAAUACUACUUAUUUUAUUUUUAACCAGCAUGAAUUGCUUUACAUUGUGUAUACAAAAAGCAGUAAAAUUAGAUUUUCAACAUUUUGUUUAGUUUUUUAAUUAUUUCUUUUUGUUUUUACAUGUUUGUGUAUUUAUAUGCUUGUAAAACGAUAAUAAGAUUUUAAUAAAAAAUUAAUUAAAUUUUUUGAAAAGAAAUUGAAGUAUUAUCCUAAUGUAUAAAGAAAGUGAGUUAUGAAUCAUAAUUGAAGAAAUAAAGGGUUUUAUUAUUUAUGGUAAUUUAAUUAUUUGUUUAUUUAAUUUUAAAUAUUGAUGUAUUUCAUGUUUUAAAUGCAAAAAAUUUCAAAAUAAGGAAUUUAAAUAAAAACUUUUAGUACUAUUUUUUGAAAAUUAUUAUAUUUGUAAUUAGAAAACUGCAAGUAAGAGGAGGUGAUUAAAUAAUGAGUAGCAUUUAGUUAUGGGGAUGUAUGUGGAAUAUAUUUGUACUGUAAAUAACUAUUCUUGAAGAAGUAUGAUAGUUUCUUAAUUAUCAUUUUUUUUUUUAAUUUUUAAAUAAUGAAAACUUAUUUAAAAUGCAUAAAUGUGUAUUUUCUUCAAACACCACAAGAAUAUUUAAAGACAAACUUCUACAUCAUUUGGAAUUGAUUAAAAUUUUUUUGUACUUAAUUAAAUCUUCUGAUAAAAAGAAUUAUUUAAUAACAAUAACUGAAAUUUUAUUCAUAAUUAUCAAAGGCUUCUCAAUACCAUAUUUUAUUAAAUCAACUUUAAGCAAAUUAGCAAGUUAAUGUCAUGUCAGGUAUUUAUGGUAAUUUAAAUAAAAUAUGUAUAAGUGAUCUAUGUGUGAAGAGUACCGGUGAUUAAUUCUUUUGUGAUGUGUGCUGUCAGGUAAUUUUGAAUUCUGAUUAGUGAAUCUAGUGUCCAUGUAAGUUUUAAGUUAUUUUUAAAAUUUAAAAAAAAAAAAAAAAAAAAAAACUAUAUCUUCUUCAUUAAAGAAAGUGUUGAAUUUUAUCAUAUUAAAAAAUUUCUGCCAUUAAUCAAUAUCAUUUUUUUUUUUUUUUUUUUUUUUUUUUACUUAGAAAUGGAGAGUACAUUAAAAGUUUGUAUCUACUGUAUAUUGAAUUUUUAUGAUCAUAUAAAUACUAAUGUAUUACAGGGUAUGAAAUUCUUGCUAUGGUAACAUUGUAUAGAAUGAAAACGUAUAAAGUGAAAUACCUUUUUAUUAUAGAUAUGUAAGUAUUAUGUUGUCAUUCAAAAAUGUAUUGAAAAGUUACAUAUAAAAUUUAAUUUGUAUGUAUAAUUUAAAAAAACUGAAUUAUAAUUAAAUUUUUGAAUAAUUACUUUUUAAUUCCCUCCCUUUUCUGUCAUAAAUGAAGAAUCUUUCUAGAAGUCUUGCAUUUAUUUACUUUUAGUUACACAAAAAUGUGUAAUUUUUUUAUUUUGAGGACACUUGAUGAAAAUAAUAUAAGAUUGUUGUGAGCUGUGAUUAACAAUAUCAGUGUUUAUAUUAUUGACAUAUAUGCGAAUGAAUUUCUAAAAGGUAUUCUUUUCCUGUGUAAAAUUAAGCAGAUCAUCUCAUGAUAUCUCUCCUUAAAAUUGAAUAUGAUGAGCACAUUAGUAUAAUCUGAAUAUAAAUAAAAACUGACUUUUGAUGCCAGAGGUUGAGAAAUACACAAAAGCUAUGCUUUGUAGUUUAUUGGUUGUUAGCAAGUAUGACUUAUAUAUUAUUGUUCAACAGUGAAUUUAUUUUGGAGAUACAAAAGAGGUUCAUAAUAUAACUUUAUUCCAUUUUUCUAUUAAGUUUUAAAGCCUAUGUCACUUCGCUCUCAAAAAAAAAAAAAAAAAAAAAAAAAUACUGUACUGAAAUUAACUAUGUCAAGGAGUAUUGUUUGAAAUAAUUUUGUAUAUAAUUUAUCUUAGUGAGACACUAAUUUCAAUUACUAUAAUUUUGCAAAGAUGUAAUCAAUGGUAUGUGCAAUAAGGUGCUAUAUACUUAAGAGCAAAACAGUGUAUGUAAUUUAAAUUUAUAAUUUAGGAUGUAGUAUUAACUUUUAUGCAUAGCAUUACUUUAUGUAUGAGAAGCAUUUGUUUUUUAUUGCCUAAUAAUUAUAUGGGAUUUGCUUUUCGAAAUCAUAUAAAAAUGUGCCAACAGCAUUGUGAUCAGAUAAAAUUAAUGAAAAUUUGAAAAUUCUAUUGGGCGUUAUUAUAGAGAUUGGUGAUCUGUCAGUGAAAAAUAAAUUUUAUUUAAUAAUCCCUCAAAGUAACUUUUUUCCCUUUGUCCUUGUAUGAGCAAUGUGUCAGGAGAGGAUAUAGGUUAUGAAGAUACACAUCAUAUAAAAUUUUUGUAUGAGUAAUAAACUUAUGAAUACUGCCAAUAGAUAAACUAUCAUAAUCAUAGCAACUAUUAAAACGUUAUUUAUAUUUAUGUAGAACUAUGCAAUUUUAAUUCAUAAUCAUGUAAAGCAUUUUUAAAGAUGGAUUUUUGGCAAAUCACAAAAGUGUAUAAUAUUUUAGUUCCUGAUUAGCUUAUCUUUAUGCUUGAGGAUUCUCCAUUUUGAUUAACAGUAAAUGAUAUUAAUUUUAUACAUACAUAAAUAAUACAUAAAGUUCAAUCAUCACAAUAUUUUAAUUAAUGUCCAAUAAAGCAUUUAUUUAAUACACACACAUCUAUAUGAAUAAGAAGUAAUGUUUAACUGUGUAUACAGUUUCAUUAGUCAUCAAUGAAAUAGUCAUCUCUAAAAAUUAAUAGUUUUUAAAGUACCAAACAAUUAAGCAAAGUAAAUAGGUGGUAUUUCAGUAGCUAUUACAGAAUAGUAAUCUGUUUAAUCAAUCAUCACAUUUAAAAGUAUUGAUAAUAUAUAUUCCUCUUACCCUAAAACUAUUUAUCUUGUCAUUAUUGUUCUUGGAGUGUCAAAUAAAGUUAUGCAAUCUUAAGAAUUAUCAUGUGUGAUCAUAUAUUUGAUUAAUUAAUGUGAAAAAUGAUUUAAAGGGAGAUGCAUGGCCACGUGAAUAAUAAUGUGAGAUUACAUUAAAAUUCUGUCUGAAAAUUUAUUAUUUUUUUAAGUUUCUUUAUGUAGUAUUGUUAUUACUAUUAUUAUUGGAAUGAUUAAUAUUGUACAGUAAAUCAAGCUGAAAUGUCAUUUCUAAAAAUAUUUUUUUAGUGUAGUAAAAAGAGAUCUUUUGUUUGCUGUAUUUAGGAAUAAAUUAUUUUUACUAAAUGCCAAUUUGAAUACUUGAUAGAAAUAAACUAAAUAUUAAUUGAAUAUUAGAAAAUGAAAUUGUUAGUUAUGUAGUAGAAGGUGCUUAAUACCAUUAUCAUAAAUCAACCUCUCCUUCAAGGAAAAAAGCUGUUUAAUUUGAGAUUGAAAAUUGCACAUUGUCUUUCUCUUAUUACUGCUAACUGCAAAUAUGUUUAUUUAUAAUGUUGUAAAUAGUUAAAUAUUUUUGUUUAUUCCAAAUUUGCAUCACCUGAUCUUAAAUGUGUGCCUUUAUUAAAAUACAUCUAAUGAUAUUUCUGUAAAUUUGUGAUAUUGUUUAUAUUAUUCAGUUAAUUAUAUUUUGUUUUGCAUGUAAUAUUUGUUUGUUUUUGCUUUAAAUUUUGUACAUAAGACCAUUAUUUAUUUGUACAUAAAUAUUUUUAGGAAUACUUCCUUUAAUAAUAUACUUUAUAUUUCAUUUCAGAUGUUCCAUAUUUUAAUUAUUACAUUGUAUAGCUGUUUCAAUUAUAAGCUUUAUAGGCACUCUGCAUAUUUUAUUCUAUAUUGUAAAUAAAAUAAUCAUGAUAAAUCUAGUCAGAUUGCUUUAUUGAGAUUGUUUUCUCUUUACAUUUUAAUGUAUAUACUGAUAUAUCAUCUGUGUGUUUGCCAUUUUAAUUUAUGUAUAUUCUAAGGCUUGUUAAUUAUGUUAAUAGUAACAGAAUAGUUUUGAUAUUUCUAUAUUUUAUUCUUUGUGCAGUUAAAUAACACUUUAAAGUUUUCAUUGUAUUUAUCAGUGAAAAUUUUCAGUGUGUAUUAAAGUAUAUAAUGUGAUAAGCAUGCUUGAUAAAUGGGCUUGAUUAUUUACUAUCACAAUUUUAUGUAUGUUGAAAAAUAUUUUUUUAUUUGUAAUAUUAAAUAAUAUUUCAUUUCAAGAUUUAUUUAAUGUUGAUUUUUCUCCUCCCAUAAUUUGUCUCAGAAACAUUUCAAUAUGCAUCAAGUAUACGUUAUUCCAACUGCACAAGACAAACUUAAAAACCUAGAAAUAUUUUGAUUAUUUUUUGUUAUAGUCUGAUUGAUACAUAGUUAAUGUAACUACACAGUUACAUUGUUAAUAUAUAAAUAGUGUUCAAUUAUUCUUGUCAACUUAUCUUCAUUAAAGGAUAGUUACUACACUAUAUCUUAUAUGAUAUUUGACAAAAAUUAUGCAAUUUAAAUUACUCACUUGUGUUAAGAUUUGUUGCAGUUUUAUUAGAACAUUCUUGUAUAGUUUAAAGAUAAAUUCAUACCUGUGUAAAAUGUUUUAUUAUAUUUUAUUUCAGUAGCUAUUACAAUGCUUAAAUGAGUGGUAUUUCAGAUUAUGUAAAAAUAUUUAUAAAUUAUCAAAACAUUUUUGUAUAAUACAUUUACUAAUAGUACAUUUUUGAAACAUUUAUCAAGAAUAUGUUUUUCAAGAAUUUUAGUAUAUAUUAAUUUUCAAGGAGUAUCUAAGAUUUUUACAAAAGUGUUAGGUUAUAGUUAUUACAGAUCUUUGUGCAUUCAGUUAAAACCCACAAUAAAGAAUAUUCAUAUUUAACCCUCUAUUUAUAUAAUUAUGUAUUUUAGUCUCUGAUUUCAUACACUUCCAUUCAUUAAAAUGAUAUUUACAUCAUAAAUAAAGAAAAAAAGCAGAAUAUUUUAAAUUAUACGCUAAUGUAUACAAAGUGACAGAAAAAAUCUCGUGACCAGAUAAAGGUGGUCAUGCCACUCAGAGAGUUAAUUUAAAAGUAAGAACUGCCAUACGUUGAGUAAAUAGUCAUAGAGUAAGCUGUAAGUGGACACUAAUUUCAUUUCAAUGUCAAAUAUGUCAGAGAAUUUUAACAGGGGAUUUAUUUGAUAUAUUUUUAUAAAAAUAAUGUUUCACUUAUUCAUAAAACUAUAAACUAUUACUAUAAAUAUCUUUUAAUAUGCUGUCUUAGCUAUUUUGUCAAAGAGCAGGUUAGUAUUUUAUGCUUUUAGUUAUUGCUAGCUUUACACUAUUUAUUUAAUAAUGUUGCCGCAUAUGAAAAUAUUUAAUCCUCCGAGUGGCACCACCGCUUUUUGAAACUGUUUAUAAAGACCUGUAAUUAAACAGCAUUCACUAGCUAAAUUUGUUUUAUUACUUAUUUUAGUCUCUGUUUUCAUAAAUUUCCACUGAUUCAAAUUAUAUUUACAUUGUUAAAGAAAAUAAGAAAACAAAAUAUUUUAUAUUAUAAGCUAAUAUUUACCAUUGUGAAAGAAAAUAAGAAAGCAAAAUAUUCAAAAUUAUAAGCUAAUGUAUAUAACAAGUGACAAAAAAACUCAUGAUUGGAUAAAGGAAGUUAUGCCACUAAGGAUUAAUGACAAUGGAUGUGAAAGAAUUUAUAGCAUGUAUUCUAGGUAUGUUAAAUGAAGUAAUAUCUCCUAAAAUGUUUAACGUCUUUGGUGAAAUUUUUAUUCUUAAUUAAUUUUUUUGUAUAAAAAAUGUAAAUUUUAAAUGGUGCCUGUAAGCAUAUAUGUCUAGAUUCAAAUAAAUUAAAUGAUAAAUUUUUAGGUUUCUUUAAAAUAAUAAAAAUUUCAUUUCAUUCAUUAACCUCCUCCCCCCAUUUCUGUUUUUGAAUUCUGUAAUGCUUUAACA
Messenger RNA from Stegodyphus dumicola, 8909 nucleotides. Its product is annotated as zinc finger-containing ubiquitin peptidase 1-like. The record is from RefSeq and is a predicted model, not a curated record. Gene Ontology annotation, molecular function: ubiquitin-like protein peptidase activity. NCBI's taxonomy places the organism in Eukaryota, Metazoa, Arthropoda, Arachnida, Araneae, Eresidae.